Molecule: messenger RNA, 697 nt
Organism: Nylanderia fulva
Lineage: Eukaryota; Metazoa; Arthropoda; Insecta; Hymenoptera; Formicidae
Product: zinc finger HIT domain-containing protein 1
Biological process (GO): chromatin remodeling
Source: RefSeq, a predicted model, not a curated record
UAUAUAUAUUUGCUCUGUAAGAUUUGUAAUACUGUAAAUUAAAAAAUGGCUCGAGAAUCUGGCAGAAUAAAGGAUGCGUUUCAAAAACGAGUUCUCGAUGAUGCUGCACGUAAACGUAGGCAAAAGAAGGCUCUGGAAGCACUGGAGCAAGAUAAUUUUCACGAUGACCCACAUGCUGAUUUAGUAAUGAGCAAGAAAGUUCCGAAAUUUCAAGAAACAUUAGACAAUAGAGGUGGCAGCAGAAAAAAGAAAACCCGCUCUGCAGAAUAUUAUAAGCAACGCUUUCGCAAAACUUUUGCUCAGCUUGUCGAAGAAGAUCUCAAUAUAAAUCCUAAUCCACCAAAUUAUACCUGUGCUCAGGUACCACCAUCUCGAUUUCCCGAGAGGCAUUUUUGUGCAGUAUGUGGUUUUCCAAGUAAUUACACGUGCAUACCUUGUGGUGCCAGAUAUUGUUGUACAAAGUGUCUAGGUACGCACUUAGAUACGAGAUGUAUGAAAUGGACAGUUUAAGAAUUGGCUUUAUUUCUUUUUUUAAUAAAUUAAUAUAUCAAAAUCUAUUUCUGUCAAUACUUAUUAAAUUUCUUUUUUAAAUGCAUAAUGAUGUAAUGAUGGUUUUAAUGAAACGUAAUUGAUAAAAGUAUUAAUGAGAUAUGACAAUAUGUGAUAAUAAAAAAACCGCAUUAAUUUUACAAUAAAA